Molecule: messenger RNA, 377 nt
Organism: Sinocyclocheilus rhinocerous
Lineage: Eukaryota; Metazoa; Chordata; Actinopteri; Cypriniformes; Cyprinidae
Product: peroxiredoxin-1-like
Exons: 6
Coding region: 81-377 (98 amino acids)
Biological process (GO): response to oxidative stress; cellular response to stress; leukocyte activation
Cellular component (GO): cytosol
Molecular function (GO): thioredoxin peroxidase activity
Source: RefSeq, a predicted model, not a curated record
AGGUUCUCAGCGCGGCUGUGCAUCAAGGGAAAGUGAAGUUUCGCUUCCACAUCACGGAACAGUGACAAGCAAUCUUCAAGAUGUCUUCUGGAAACGCUAAGAUCGGUCAGCCUGCUCCUCAGUUCAAGGCCACAGCUGUGAUAGACGGACAGUUUAAAGACAUUCAGCUGUCCGACUACAGAGGGAAGUAUGUCGUGUUGUUCUUCUAUCCACUCGAUUUCACCUUCGUGUGUCCUACCGAGAUCAUCGCGUUCAGCGACCGGGCCGCUGAGUUUAGUAAAAUCGGCUGCGAGGUCUUCGCUGCCUCCACCGACUCUCAUUUCAGCCAUCUGGCAUGGAUCAACAGGUUAUGUGCUGCUGCUGUCGGGGUUAUGUAG